Molecule: messenger RNA, 1624 nt
Organism: Cadophora gregata
Lineage: Eukaryota; Fungi; Ascomycota; Leotiomycetes; Helotiales; Ploettnerulaceae
Exons: 3
Coding region: 251-1366 (371 amino acids)
Biological process (GO): glycerol catabolic process
Cellular component (GO): cytosol
Molecular function (GO): glycerone kinase activity
Source: RefSeq, a predicted model, not a curated record
GCCCAAACCGGCAAUCCGAACUGCGGGGUGAGCUCCCUCCUGAAGAACCAUUGCCAUACUUUACGAGUCUAGGCUGUACGAAAAGAUUCGCCUUCAACGGAAUGCCAUUUUGAAUACAAGCAGUAGUUCUACGUUUUCUUUAACCACCUUUACAUGCUGUCCUAAUUGCAGAAAAUAUAUAUCAUUGAGUCUUCAUCUACUCUCCAAACAUCAGACGAACUUCUACCCCGCAACCCCGCAUUCCACAAUAAUGGCAACAGAAACUCAAACAAAACAACCCACAAAAGAAACCUUCCACUUUAUUAACGAUCCUGCAGAUGCGAUCAAUGAGGCUGCAAUUGGCCUGACAGAGCAUAAUCCCAAUCUUUCUUAUGCACUUGCGCACAAGAUAGUGUAUCGAAGUGAUCUUGAUACUUUCCGGAAAGACCAUGUAACGACUAUUGGGUUUGCAGGAGGGGGACACGAGCCUAUGUUUUCAGGUUUCGUCGGCCCUUCCUUUCUCUCUUGUUCAGUAUCCGGAAACAUCUUCGCCUCACCCACAGCAGCUCAGAUAUUCGAAGCUAUCAAACUCUGUCAGCCGACAGAUGGUCCCUCGAAAGGGAUCUUGAUCGUCUGUGGGAACUAUACUGGCGACAUUCUCAAUGCAGGUUUAGCAAUUACUCGCGCCACAGCCGCUGGAUAUAAAGUCAGAUUCAUUCCAGUUGGUGACGAUGUAGCCGUCGGUAGAAAGAAAGGCGGCAAAGUUGGGAGACGAGGAUUGAGCGGCCAUGUUGUUGGUCUGAAGAUAGCUUGUGCCCUGGCUGAUCAAGGAGAGAGCUUGGAGAGAGUCGGUGAUGUGAUGGAGUAUAUUGCUGCGAAUUCCGGGACUAUUGCUGUGGCUUUCGAUCGAGUUGCACUUCCAAACAACAUUAUAACUGAAAUCCAGAUCAUCCCUCCAGAUACCAUCGAGCUUGGCCUCGGCUGCCACGGCGAGCCAGGACUUCGUCAAAUUUCCCCCAUCCCAAGCCCGGAGGCACUCACAAAAGCAAUGAUUAAUCUCGUCACCGACACCUCUGACGCGGACCGAGCAUUCAUCCCAUUCUCGAAAAGCGAGAAAGAUGAAGCUAUUCUCUUGGUCAACAGUUCCGGGAGUACCUCCGAUGAAGUGCUCGCUCGGUUCGCCGAGUUGGCAAUCGCUGAGCUGGAGGAUCAGGGUAUUGUUGUUAGGAGGAUGACGUUGGGACCGAUGGUCACGAGUUUGAAGCAGAGUGGAUUUGGGUUUACUGUUUGGAGAUUGCCGAGGGAGGAUGAAAAGGGGCCUCUAAUUAGAGAUGAGGCUUUGAGGUCUUGGGAUAGGAAAGUAAAGACUGCUGUAUGGAGGCAGUGAUUGUAUAUUACGGUAAUAAGCUGGAACUUGAAGAAAGAUACUAGACACUGAGGGACGAGAUAUCCACAAUGCAGAGAGCCAAACAAAGUCCUGUACAUAUUCGGUUCAAGAUAUCCUUUUCCUGAUAUGGGAAGUGAGAUUCACUUGCUUGGUAUGUACUCCACCAAAAACAAUAUUGUGAAGUGCUUCGCAACAUAUGACCAUGCUGGAACAAAAAAUAAGUUGUUCGUCGAACACUGGUCCCUGAACCAGAGAAAU